AACCUAGCUCACUAUUCAACUGGUGGGAGUGGCUAAAAGUUGGACUCACAAAAAGCUAAUUACAUGUGGCUUCAACGUAGCGUAAUUCUUAAAACACACACAAUAAACACAUUUCUAGGCGUAGAUUUUGUCAAUGGUUCAACAAUUCGAACUGUUGUCGCGCUAUUCCUUUGUUUUCUCAUUGGGUAAGACAAACAAAUCGUUUCUGGCAUUGGCGGAAUGUUGUGUCAAUCACGCCCACUGUUGGACAUUGGGCGGGGCAAAGAGUUAAGCCAAACUUUUUUUGAGCAGGUCAAGCUACCCAACGCCAAACCGGAAGCUUAUACUUACAGGACACAUUAUAAAUACAUUAUAGGAACAAAUAACACAUUUUUGAGCUCAAAACACAUUAAUAUUGAGUACUGUAAUAUUAAAAAACAACAAGAUAAGAUUACACCAACAAAAAACACAUUUAAAGGUGUCGAUACUGUUAACAGUGGACAGUUGACCGGAAGUUGUGGCUGUUCGCUUCCAGCACUUGACACAAAACUUUUUCCCUCCCCCUCUUGGGUCUCUCACUCAUGACCGCCUUCCUCCAUCCAUCCGACCGUCCAUCUAUUGUGGACUCGGCGCCGAUGGGUAAACGGGUCCCGCUAGCUCGCCACGCCGAAGAAGAAUGGAGACGGUGGAGCAGCUCGUCUCCUUCCACCACAUUCAGGUGCAGCUGAGCGGGGGAGCACCGUGGGGCUUCACGCUCAAGGGGGGCUUGGAGCACGGAGAGCCGCUCAUCAUCACCAAAAUUGAGGAGGGAGGGAAGGCGGCCCAGUGCAAGAAGCUCAAAGUGGGUGACGAGCUCAUCAACAUAAAUGGCUCCGCCCUCUACGGCAGCCGACAGGAAGCGCUCAUCCUCAUCAAGGGCUCCUACAGGAUACUGAAACUCGCCGUCAGGAGGCGCAGCGUCCCAUUCAUCAGGCCUCACUCCUGGCACCUGGCGAAGCUGUCCGAGCUGCCCUUACCGCCCCCUCCACCUCCACCCCCGUCUCCGCCGCCCAGCAUCCUUCCACCCGCUGAUUCCCCCCCACUCCCGCCGCCUCCCCCUCCUCCACCUGCCAUGCAGCUCCAUCCUGGCGCUUACACACUAGCCUGGCACACAAGUGACCACAGUGACUUGCCCAUGCAGUGGGGUCAGCUGUCCAGGCCGUACUCAUCCACCGACCGUAGCAGUUCCCUGGGCUCCAUGGAGAGCUUGGAUACGCCCACACCCGUCACACAGCCUUACUCUGACUCCCUCAGUUCGCCUGUUGACCCAGCACUCUUCAACAACAAGAGAGACUCCGCCUACAGCUCCUUCUCUGCUAGCUCAAACACCUCCGACUACGCUACAGUGCUGCUCCGACCUGGUGAAGUGUGCUCCAUGGACAACUUGCUUCAAAGCUUGGGGCCGUCUUGUCCUGGCUUUGCCAGUGGGGAUCGCGGAACGCUAGUUAGUACAUCCCGUGAGGCCUCGGAUGUGGAACAGCUGAUUGGACUGAAGUCCAUGUCACUGACCAGGCCGAGGCUCAGGCCUGUAGAAAUCAAAGAGAGGCCCUCCUCCUGUUCUUAUGAGGAGGAGAUGAGGGCAGGAGACUGUGAUAUAAAUGGUGAAAGUGGAAUAGAAGGAGAAGUGACUCCCACUCAGCCUCCACAUAGAAAGGACAGUUUCAAAACAAGCAGGAGUUGCUCUAAUGUGUCAAACAAACGCUGUGCUUCAGCUCCUAUUGAAAUGUGCAGUGUUCCUUGUUUCUAUAAGGAUGAUAUGUCUUCUGCAAAUAGUGAACCGGGAACUCAUAAUGGUUUCCUUCAAGUCCAAGACGGCAAUACUGGACAUUUAGGAUCCUGCUAUAGCCAAAAUGAACAACUUGGUUUUAAUACGAGUGCUCAAAAGGACUACAGUGACGAAACAGAGCACCUCUCAGACCUGGGUGGGUUAUCUGUGGUUGCUUCAGACCCCUCAGUGGAUGCUCAGGGGCAUAUUCGUGUCAUACCCUCUCAGACCAAGCAUCCUUUUGCUGGUCAGCAUCAGCAAAAUGACUCUAAUAAUGUCCCGCAACUUCAGUUUUUGCAGUGUCACAGUGACAACUCACUAGAAACUUCUAGUCAGUUAGAUCCCUCAUGUAGCACCAAGUCGUCCCCUUUACCACCGGGCUUAAUGGAGAACCAAGAACCCUCAAACAAUCUUUCUUUGGAACCACCAAACAAAUGGGACGGAAACCACUGCUCAACGCCUGGAUCUGUGUUCUUGGAGGAGGGCGUGGAGGAAGAAACGAGAAUACAAAGCAACUCCCUCCCUCUGAUUCAGCAUCACCAAUCCUGGAGCCGCUCUGUGAGUGUACCCGAGGAACCAACAGGGACAUCAGUGCAGGGUAUCCUGGUUUCUGACCAAAUACUCGGAAGAGAUUUUCAGCCUCUUAGUGCUGCUGUCAGUGUUGAUACCUUAAUGGAAGAGCAAACGGCAGGCGAGAGCAGAAGUGGAGAAAAAUCUGAGGACAAUACCUCUAUCAAGGCCACCAUGAAGAAGUCAUCCAGGAACCAUCGUCGAAACCGCCGCCAUAGUGAACGCUUUGCAACCAACCUUCGAAAUGAGAUCCAGAGGAAGAAAGCUCAACUGCAGAGUAGCCGCGGCCCAGGAGGGUUACUCUCUACUGGUGAAACUGUCCAGGAAGAGGAGGGUGCAGACCUCCACUUGGAGCCUGAAGAAGCAGAAAGUAGAACCAAAGUUGUGUUUGCCCCAACUGUUAGUGCAGCGGAGACAGCAGUAGAUGAGAAAUCAAACUCUUCAUGUCGGAUAACCUGUGGUGAUCCGCCUGCUCAACCUCCACCCACAACUACAGCCAUUCAGAUUGUGGACCCAGGAGUGCCUAAUUUUGGUGUUGGCAUUCGAGUUGUGGAGGAGCCAGCUCCUGCCGGCAAAGCUCGCCGCUGGCGUUGGACUCCUGAGCAUAAACUCCAACCAGAACCAGAACCAAGCAAACUGUAUGGAGUUGUUGGAGAGAGCAUGUUAGGGGUGACCCAAUCAAAACAUGGGGUCUGUGCCUUUACCUCCUCUUCCACCCACUCAGGUGGUCGCUCCUCUUCCUGCUCUCGGAUGGAGGAGUCUGACAUCCUUCCAUUUGCAGACAGAAGGAAGUUUUUCGAGGAGACGAGCAAGUGCGUUGCAGCAUCAACAGUAUCUAGUCUGUUGGGUCGCACACAGAGAAAGUCCCAGGAGGUGGAGCAUGUUCAGUACAGACACCAAAGGAGAUACUCCUACCAAGGGGGGCUACAGCAAGAAAAACUAAACCCAAUGGAAGCCAGGAGGCCAUCAGUGUGUACCAGCCAGGAGAGACAGCGGGAGAAGGAGAGGGACCAAAUGAAGGAAUGGGAGGGAAGAGCCAGAGUACAAGAGAGGGAUGAAAUGUUGCAAGAAAUAGAGAUGCAGCAGGAGAAGGAAAGACAGGAGAGGGAAUUUGAAAUGGAACGAGAGAGGCUCAGGGAGAAGGACAGAGAGGAGAGGGUGAGACGGUGGGAAAUCGAACGUGAAAUUGAGCUUGAGUUAGAAAGGGCAAAGGAGAAGGAAUAUCUUAAAAAAGAAAGUGAAGAAGAGCUGCAGCGACCAAAAAAUGCUUUUUUCAUCAGUUCUUGCACCAGAGAAAGAAAUCAGGACUUUCAUGACCAGAACGUGCAUCCCAAGCAUUGCGGCACAAGUCUCCUCCAGCGAUCUGCAUUCUACCCAGUUAACCAACCUUCACAGGCAUCUUUGGACACAAGGAGUUACACCCCGACACAAGCGCAGUAUCCUGCCUGGCAACAGGAAACAAGCAAGCUGAACAGGAAGUACAGCUUGACGGAGAGGGACUACACCAGCUGGAGACGAGAACAACACAGAGAGGCUCCCCACCAGGGAUCAUGGACCCCCAGACGGUUGGACAGUUGCAAUGGACACAAUGUGGCCCCCCUGCCAGCGCCUCUCUCUGUCAGGGGACGCGCCAUGUCCGAAAACGAUAUCUGCUUCCCCAACAGUCAGCACUGGAUGCCGUCGCAUACCUCUGCUGUCAAUCAGACACUGACUGACGUCAAAGAACGAACAGCUGACGUCCGGGGGGAGGUGGUACACAGCGCACAGUUGACCCACAGGAAGAAAAACCCACCUCCGAGACCACCGCCCCCCAAGUGGGAGCAGUUCCACCGCAGGCAUGCGUCCCAACACAUGGUGUUCUGCUCUUCUUCUACUGCGCCUCCACAACAUACCUCCACAGAGCAUCUGAAUGCUGAACCGUGCCGACAGAGGUCAUACAGCCUCCCCCCGCAGAGACAGGAAGUGGCAGAGAACUGCCCGCGCUGUAGUUGCAACCAACCUCGGCCCCCAGAACCCGCCUUUUCGCACAUCCCAUCCAGUUGCCAACAGUUCCCAGAGCCCUCCAUUGCCCAGUUCAGUCCCAUGUUUUCCAGGCGGGCCUUCAGGCCUGUGGCUCCACCCACCAGGGAGCGGGAGGGGAACUUAGCUGCCAUGUACUUCCAACAGCCCGAAAGGGUGACAACGCCCCCUCAAGCACCUGGGAGCCUGUGCCUCAACAGUCUAUUUGAGGCAGACACCAGUCGUAGUGAUCUUCACAAGCCGCCACCGGGCCAGAGACCUGGCACUGUGUGGGAUAGAACGCCCUCUCCCAGAAUUCAUAGCAAUAAUGCACUUCCACCUGUCUUGGAAGAUGGAUGCCUUGGUGGUGUGUUGGCUUCUGGGCCCUUCUCUGUGCUGGACUACAAGCAGCAGCAGCAGCAGCAGCAAAGUCUUGACCUGCCAAGGCCCCCAGAAACUGGAACCGAAUCGGAGAUGACCCUAAGCCCCAGCCCCGCGCACAGCAUGGAAGCAGAACUGGAUGUCCCCUUGGAAACAGACAUCGACGACUUCCAGGAGGAUGAUAGACUUCCUGUGGAGGAUGACCUGUUAACCAGCGAGCUUCCUUGUUUUGCGCUGCCCGUCAACGUCUUGGAGACAGAUAUCGACACUUUGCCGGACCCACAAUCCGCGUCAGAGUGUGGAACCAGAAGAGAUGAGAGCGGCUCUGUGGAGGAAGAGCUGGAGAGCUGCAGGGAGGGACUGAGCCUGGAGGAACUCUUCCUCCACAAUAGCAAGGGGGAGACAGGCACGGAGAGCUGGAGGGGAACAUUUCAGAGUGUGGAGCACAACACUGACAGCUUGGAUAGGCGGUCCGGCACGAGCUCCAGCUGUUCGUCCUAUUACAGCACAUCAGCUGCCAAGGCUCAGCUCCUGUCCCAGAUGAAGGACUUCAGUGAUAACAAGGAGCAUGAAGAGGAUGACGAGCUCACCUACAAGAGACAGUUGAUGGAGAGCCUACGCAAGAAGCUGGGGGUCCUGAGAGAAGCCCAGCGUGGACUUCAGGAUGACAUCCGUGCCAAUGCGCAGCUGGGCGAGGAGGUGGAGAGCAUGGCGGUGGCGGCGUGCAAGCCCAACGAGGUGGACAAGUUCCGCAUGUUCAUCGGUGACCUGGACAAGGUGGUCAGCCUGCUGCUAUCGCUGUCGGCCCGCUUACUCAGGGUGGAGACCACACUGGACACGCUGGACCCAGAUACCGAUGAGGACGAGAGGCUCCCCCUGCUGGAGAAGAAGCGCCAGCUCAUGAGGCAGCUCUCAGAGGCUCAGGAUCUGAAGGACCACGUCGACCGCAGGGAGCAGGCUGUCAGCAGGGUUCUGGCACGCUGUCUCUCCCCGGACCAGCACAGAGACUAUAGCCACUUUGUGAAGAUGAAGGCCGCCCUGCUGGUGGAGCAGAGACAGCUGGAGGACAAGAUCCGGCUGGGAGAAGAGCAGCUGAGGGGUCUAAGGGAGAGUCUAGGGCUGGGCCUUGGUCUGGGAAUGGGAAUGUCAAUGGGUUAUGGACAGUUCUGACUAUUUAUUCCUUUUUAAAGCACAAAUGUAAGUAGCAUUCAAAAGUGCAUGCAAAGACCCUGAGGUUCUUGGACCAAAACUAAACUGCACCAACAUCUUAAAAACACUCGGGUUGCCAUGCACACAAUCGACUAUGACAAAGGAGCGUGCUCAGAACUUCAAGUAUAUUCACGACUUUAAGAACACUUGCCAUGAUGUGCCUGCUAGAUGUACUGUAAGACACUACACUUGUGUGGAUCUCACGACCAAAGAGGUGUGUUUUUUUUUUUUUUUUUUGGUGCUUCACAUUUAGAAGUUUUCUUCAGUAUUAUUUUUGGUUUUGUUGCUGGCUGACACCCUGCAAUUGUCUAUAACAUCAUAUUUUGUUUGUAUUUUGAAGCUAUUUACUGUGUGGAGUUUGAUACUCUGGUCACAUACAUGUACAGAAAACUCUUUUGUGUAUAGUGUACACAUCAUGUAUAUAGAGGAUUUCAAUAGAUUGGAAUGGCUUGUAUGGAAUGCUUCGAAAAAGUAAGUGUAUAUUUUGACCUUUUUUCCAAUUUUGUAACUGCACGAGUUCACAAUUUAGAGAAGCAAGUUUGGUCAGGACGGAAUUGAGCAAUUAAGCAAUCAAGGCAGGCAAGUUUGUGUCCUUUGUGUUUGUUAUCCAGCCUUCAUCAUCCAUUAAACUUUUACAAAGCGCCCGCUGUCCUCCUCUGCCUCCACCUCCUGGUGAUUUGUGAUCUGGGCCAAAGUCCCCCGAAGCUUUAAGCACCAGCACUGACCCUUGGACAAGGGCGGUUUUAGUUUCAGUAAAUCAAGUUUAGGAAGGGUUUUAUUGGAUGUAUUUUGUGGAACGAAUAUGCACUAAG
Messenger RNA from Doryrhamphus excisus (bluestripe pipefish), 6753 nucleotides. RefSeq names its product shroom family member 4 (gene shroom4). Gene Ontology annotation, biological process: actin filament organization. The record is from RefSeq and is a predicted model, not a curated record. Gene Ontology annotation, molecular function: actin filament binding. Gene Ontology annotation, cellular component: adherens junction; cortical actin cytoskeleton; apical plasma membrane. NCBI's taxonomy places the organism in Eukaryota, Metazoa, Chordata, Actinopteri, Syngnathiformes, Syngnathidae.